Molecule: messenger RNA, 984 nt
Organism: Lolium rigidum
Lineage: Eukaryota; Viridiplantae; Streptophyta; Magnoliopsida; Poales; Poaceae
Product: histone-lysine N-methyltransferase 2B-like
Exons: 2
Coding region: 52-984 (310 amino acids)
Source: RefSeq, a predicted model, not a curated record
CUCAAUCAGAACACCAUAGCAACCUCCAUCAUUCCUUGCCUAGGCUUCCUCAUGGCGGCGGCCACCAAGAACAAGAACCAGCCCCCACCACCAGCACCAGCUCCAGCGCCAGCGGCGAAGUUCGAGUGGGCGGAGAAGGCCGGCAGCUACGUGCUCCGACUCACCCUCCCGGCGGGCUUCAACAAGGACGACUUCCGUGUGCAGGUCGACGGCGCGGGGAGGCUCACAGUCCGGGGCAGCCGUCCCGCCGCCGCUGGCCGCGGCUCAUUACACAAGGUCUUCCAGCUGCCCUCCACCGCCAACCUCGACGAGAUUGCCGGCAGGUUCCAAGCCGGCGUGCUCACCCUCACCAUACCCAAGCGCGCGGCACCAUUGGCCCCGGCGCCGACGAGCAUCGAGGAGAUUAAGAGGAAGCUGGAUGUUGGAAAGGAGACCAAGGCCAACGAAGAAGAUGCGUUGAAGAAGGCGGCCAUGGACAAGAAGGCUCAGCAACAAAACCAGCACGAGGAAGAGGAGAAGGCUAAGUCACAGAAGCAAGAGCAGCAGAAGCCACCGGCGCCAGUGAAGAAGGAAGAAGUGAAGCCCAAGGCACCUCAGCUGACACCGGUGAAGAAGGAAGAAGAAAUGAAGCCAAAGGCACCUCAGGCGGCGGCUGCAACGCCGCCGCCCGAGAAGUCACCGCCCAAACCCGAGUGCGCCGACAAGGCCAAGCCGACGGUUGCCCAUGAGAGCCUGGCCGAGACGGUGAGCCGACCCAGCGAGGUAGAGCAGCGCGACAAGCAAGUGAAGGCGGAGCGAGAGAAGAAGGCGCUGGCAGUCAGCGGUUGGAAGGAGGGCUCAAUGCGGGGGUUCAAGGGGCUGACGGACAUGAAGUGGGCGGACGGCGUGGUGGAGGCGGCGAGGAACAACAAGGAGGCGGUGGCUGUCGGCAUCACCGCCUUCUCCAUUGGAUUCCUCGUUUCCCAGAAGCUCUUCAGGAAGUGA